AACGUAUACAAAGCAAUGAAUUAGCUGCUAUUAAAGUAAUAAAAUUAGAACCAGGUGAUGAUAUACAAAUUAUACAACAGGAAAUAAUAAUGAUGAGAGAUUGUCGUCAUCCAAAUAUAAUAGCAUAUUAUGGUUCAUAUUUAAGACGUGAUAAAUUAUGGAUAUGUAUGGAAUAUUGUGGUGGCGGAAGUUUACAAGAUAUAUAUCAAGUAACUGGUCCAUUAACUGAACAACAAAUAGCAUAUAUGUGUAGAGAAACAUUAAAAGGAUUAGAGUACCUGCAUUCAAUGGGUAAAAUGCAUCGUGAUAUUAAAGGAGCAAAUAUAUUAUUAACAGAAAAUGGUGAUGUUAAAUUAGCUGAUUUUGGUGUAUCAGCACAAAUAACAGCAACAAUAAAUAAAAGAAAAAGUUUUAUAGGAACUCCAUAUUGGAUGGCACCUGAAGUAGCAGCUGUUGAAAGAAAAGGUGGUUAUAAUCAAUUAUGUGAUAUUUGGGCAUGUGGUAUUACAGCUAUUGAAUUAGCUGAAUUACAACCUCCAAUGUUUGACUUGCAUCCGAUGCGAGCAUUAUUUUUAAUGUCAAAAAGUGGUUUUAAACCACCAACGUUAAAGGAUAAAGAUAAAUGGAGUCCAACAUUUCAUAAUUUUAUAAAGACAGCAUUAACAAAAAAUCCAAAAAAACGGCCAACAGCAGAACGUUUAUUACAGCAUCCAUUUGUACAGGGUGAAAUGCCAGCAAGAACAGCUAAAGAAUUAUUACAAAAAUAUUUAAGUCCAAAUCAAUUUUAUUUUUAUUCAGAUGGUGAUGAUGAUGCCAUCGCCAGUGUACCACAACGAAUAGCCAGUAAAAUGACUUCAAGGCCGAAUGGUGUUUCACCACAUAAUAAUCAUACAUUAAAAUCAGAGCCACCUGGUGGGGGCCAUUCAUGGACUCAGCAAUUAAAAAUGCUGAUAAAUCCACAAAAAAUGCGCAUUGAAGGUGCCCCAUUAUUUUAUUGGGGAAAUAAUUUUGGAUUACAAUCGUCACAAUGGAAUGAGAGAUCAUCUAGUCCGGAAACUUUGCCUAGCGAUAUGCCAUUUUUAAAAAAGAAACAACCUAAACUUACUGGAACAAUGAUUUUACAAAUGCCGAUCAGGAGUCUCUUACAAUAUAUUGAUGAGGAGUUAAAACUCAGAGCUACACUACCAAUGUCAGAUACCAAAGAUAUUUUAUCACCUGAUUAUGUUUGCCCACAUUCAGUAAGUAAUAACGGUAUAAGUCAACAAAAUGGUAAUAAUGGUCAAAAUGGAGGCGGUGGAGUUGGUGGCGGUAUUGGCGGCCUUGGACAAUAUAAUAAUUCAUCAUCACAACAUUCAACAGUAUCACCAACAAAUAUUGAAAUGAGUAAUGGUAUUAGUAAUGGUUUAUUACGUGAAAUUGAUGGUGAAAUAAUAUCAAUAUAUGAAAAUGAUGUUGAUUAUAUUGAAGCAUUAACACCAACAUCAACAACAACAACAACAACAUCAUCAUUAAGAAAUAAUCAAAAUAGAAUUGGUGAUGGUAAUAAUCAUCAUGGUCAUCAUCAUCAUCAUCACCAUCAUCAUCAUCAUCAUAAUAAUGCACAUUAUAAUACUGAUGAUAAUAGAAUUAAUAAUAUUGAAGGUAAUAAUGAUGGUAAUAAUAUUGAAACAUCAAAUUCAUUAACUACAAUAUCAGUUGUUAAUGAUGUCGGUGAUAAUGUUAGAAAUUAUAAUAGAAGUAAUAGUAGUGGUAAUGAUGUAUGCAGCAGCAAUAACUGUGAUCAUAGAACGGAACGUAGUCAGAAUGGAGUCGAAGAUUCUCCACGAAGACAUAGUUCAAUGGACCAAUUGAUUGGUUUACUAAAUGAUAUGGGUAAAUCAUCUAGAACAAGAAGUCUUAGUGACAGUGGUACACAAGAUGAUGAAAAAGAAGCUCAACCAGAUUUAUUAAAUAAUACACCCCCUGUGCCUCCGAAACGUUCCCAUCGUCGAAGACAUACUCCACCAAGACCAAUAUCAAAUGGUUUACCACCAACACCAAAGGUACAUAUGGGUGCAUGCUUUUCAAAAGUAUUUAAUGGUUGUCCAUUAAGAGUACAUUGUACAGCAUCAUGGAUUCAUCCAGAGACAAGGGAUCAACAUUUAUUAAUUGGAGCUGAAGAAGGAAUAUUUAAUUUAAAUAUGAAUGAAUUACAUGAUGCUGUUAUCGAUCAAUUAUUUCCAAGACGAACAACAUGGUUAUAUGUUAUUAAAGAUGUAUUAAUGAGUUUAUCUGGAAAAUCUUGUCAAUUAUAUAGGCAUGAUUUAAUAGCUUUACAUUCAAAACAAACUCAUCGUUUUUCAUUACAUAUGAAUAAAAUACCAGAAAGACUAGUACCACGUAAAUUUGCAUUAACAACAAAAGUUCCAGAUACAAAAGGUUGUACACAAUGUUGUGUAACACGUAAUCCAUAUAAUGGUUAUAAAUAUUUAUGUGGUGCAACACCAGCUGGAAUAUUUUUAAUGCAAUGGUAUGAUCCAUUAAAUAAAUUUAUGUUAUUAAAACAAUGUGAAUGGCCUGUAUCAGCUGCAAAUAUUGGUGGUAAUGUUGUACAAAAUGGUGGACAAACACCAGUUUUUGAAAUGAUAAUAACACCAGAAUUAGAAUAUCCAAUUGUAUGUACGGGUGUUAGAAAAGCAAAUAAUGGUUGUCUUAAAUUGGAAUUAAUAAAUAUGAAUAGUGGUGCAAGUUGGUUCCAUUCAGAAGAUUUAGAUUAUGAAGGCACUGCAACAAUGGUACCUAGAAGAGAAUUUAUUAAAGUUGUUAAAGUUCAUCAAAUUGAAAAAGAUGCAAUUCUUGUAUGUUAUGGUGAUAAAAUUCAAAUUGUUACAUUACAAGGAAAUCCAAAACAGCAUAAGAAAAUGUUAUCACAUUUAAAUUUCGAUUUUAAUAUUGACAGUAUAGUUUGUUUACCAGAUAGCGUUUUAGCAUUCCAUAGGCACGGCAUGCAGGGCAAGUCACUUAGGAAUGGAGAAAUAACCCAAGAAAUUAAAGAUAUGAGUCGAACUUAUAAACUAUUAGGAUCUGAUAAGGUUGUAGCAUUAGAAAGUCAAAUUUUACGUUCUGGUACAUUAGGUAGUGAAGAAGGUCAUGAUUUAUAUAUUUUAGCUGGUCACGAAGCUAGUUAUUAAUUAAUAGCAGAUUUAAAAUUAAAAAAAAACAAACUAUUAAGAAAAAUACAGCAAGGAAACGAUUUCGUGUUUGUUUUUUCGUAUUUUACUAUAUUAUUUCCAUGUAUAAAUUAUAAAUAUGUUUAAAAAGAAAAAUUUACAUUUUACAUAAAAAUUUUCGUUUUAGUCUUAAAUAUUUUUUUUUCUUUUAUUUUUUUUUUUUAUUUUUAUUUAAUUAAACAUUAUAAUUAUUAAAAAUUUAAAACAAAAAAUUGAUUAAUUUAGGCAACUUUAAUAAAUUGUUAAAAUAGGAACCAAAAAAAAACAAAAACAAUUAAUUAAAAUAAAAACAAAAACCAUUUAGUAACAAAUUAUAAAAACAAAAGAAAGAAACAAGCUAAAAAUGUAAGAGAGAAAAAGAGAUAACAGAAUAUUUAGAAUUAUUUUCAUAUAAAAACAGAAAAAAAUUAACAAAAAUUAAAAUUAAAAUUUAAUUAAAAUUAAAAAAUGAGAAAUACAAAAAAUUCAAUUUAGAGUUAGAGAAAAAUUUCAAUACAAUUUACCUAUUAUAGUAAAACAAAAUUAAUAACAAAAAAAAAAAAAUUGUAAAAUUUAUUAUGGUAAAAAAAAAAGAGACAAAUAUAUUUUUAAAUUUAUUUAUUAAAUAAAAAACAAAAAAAAUGCUGCACAUUAUAGAAACUAUCUAAAAAAUAAAAGCAUUCAAAUUAAUUAAAUAAGCUUUGAAAAUUUAUUUUUAAUUUUUGCUCAAUUCUUAAAUAGAACCGA
Molecule: messenger RNA, 3935 nt
Organism: Condylostylus longicornis
Lineage: Eukaryota; Metazoa; Arthropoda; Insecta; Diptera; Dolichopodidae
Gene: hppy
Product: mitogen-activated protein kinase kinase kinase kinase 5
Exons: 15
Coding region: 90-3170 (1026 amino acids)
Biological process (GO): protein phosphorylation
Molecular function (GO): ATP binding; MAP kinase kinase kinase kinase activity
Source: RefSeq, a predicted model, not a curated record